AUGACCACGGGUUUUACCAAUAAUAACCCACAUGCAAAUAAUAACAUAGGGGAUGUGUCUAGUAGUACGAAAAACAAUUUUUAUGAAAAUUCAUUUUACUCAGCAAGUACUAACACUAGUUUUGUGGAUUCUUCCAAAAAUAAUCGUUUAGUACAACAACCGUAUGGUUGUCAAAGUUUCCCAUUUUCCCCGUUUGAAAAUUCACAACAGGUUUCAGAUUCUUCCAGUAGAACCAAUUCUAUUCCAAAUAAUAUCAAUUGGAGUUCCGGACAAAGUGUUUUGGGAAGUGUUUUAAACAAUAAUGAUAAUAUUGCACCUUCCAAUGGUUCUAUGAUGUUUAGAAAUACUUCAUCACCUAUCUUAGACACAUAUCUCCAAAACAACAUAUCACCAUCGGGGCCUACUUCUCUAUCUUCUGCUUCACUGAUGAAUACCAGCGUCAGUCAAGGUGAUACGAACUUAAUGAGUUCUCCGACAAUUGCUUCAUAUUAUUCCUCAUUAAACAAUAGCGGUAACUCCACUAUUGUUACCUCACCUUCAUUAAACUCUCCAGUUCAACAACAACAACAACAACAGCAACAACAAUCCGGAUAUUUUUCGCCUAUCCCUGUAACUGCCUCUUCUUCCUCUUCUUCUUUGUCAAACAACCAAAAAGCUAUUAGCAAUCCAUUUUAUUCCUUUAAUGCUCAACAGCAGAUUAAUCCACAUGAUGUUCCACAAUUUGAUAGAGCUUCAUCGUAUAUUUCCGACUCUUUGCUCAUGCAUAAAAGCCAAUCUUCAGAUUUUUCCUUAUCUUCCGCAAAUUACUUUCCGGUAUCCAAUGAUAAUGGUGCAACUAGUCAUUUUUCUGCUGCUUCAAGUGAUAUGAAUUUCAAUAAUAACGGAGAUAUGCAUAAUAAUAAUACAGGUUCUAAUGGUCAAUUUGUUAACGGGAACAUUCAUCAUAGGAAUAAAUACUUGAAUCCAAUUUCUAAUAAUAAUGGCUAUGGUGGGGUAAUGUCAAGAGGUUCCAUCAGUUCUAACGGUAGCACCAAUUCUAAUGAUUUUGCUACUUUCCCUGUUAACGACAUGAGAAGUAAUCACAUUUCCAGUACUAACUUGGCUACCACUUUUAAUAACAAUAGUGGCUGUAAUGGCAGACCACCAACUGCAAUUGGCUCUAAUAAUGCACCCGUAAAUAAUUUUAUGUAUCAAUCUACCGGUAAUAACAACCAUAACCCUGUUGAUAAUGCCAGUACCAAUUAUUCGGCAAUGAAUGGUCUAUUGGGAGUUGUGAAUAGUGCUGCUACUUCCUCUUCUGCUGCUGCUGCUGUUAAUGGAGGCACACAAGUUUUGGAAAACGGAUUAUUAUUAUCGAAUGGGAAGAUUUCUUCUUCUUCUGAAUUGCAAGAUUUGUAUAAGAAUUGCGGUAGUAACUAUUUUGCAAGUGAUUUGGCGUUUAAAUUUGUUGAUCAAGUUAAAAAUAUGAUAUAUUUUAAUGUUUCUCCACACGCAGAAAGAAUCCAAGUUUUCGUUAAUUUUUUGAAAAGUUGUAAUUUAAAUUACAAUCCCCAAAGUGAUGCCUUUUUAUCAACCACCCAGAAGGAGACAGCUUCUUCCCAUGCUAAGUCCAAAUCAACUAAUCCAGGUAUACAAGGUAAAAAUGGUGGAAACAAUUCUUCUGGAAGGAAUGCUGCUUCAUCAUGCCUCCAUUAUAGGCCAUUAGUACUAGUUGUUUUGAAAAAUGGUAAGUUGGAAUUAUUAAGUGUUCCUAAAACUACUAAUUUGCAAUUGCAUAGGUCUGAUUUGGUCAUUAUAGACGGGGAUCGUGGUAAGGAUCUAGCUCUGGUUGUUGAACCCGAGGUUGAUUUAGAUUUGGCCUUGUUUAUAAAUUUUUUGAAGAAAAAAAUCCAUUUUGAUUCAUUAAUUACUAAGAAAGAUCAGCAUUUUCCAAACUCAAAGUUUGUUGACACUUUGGUUAAAAGUAGUAAUAAGGGACAAACAGAUGUAAGUAAAAAAACGUCUGAGGCUGUGGACACUUUGCCUCAUUCCACUGCUGGAGAGGAAAUUGAAGAGUUAAAUCCAAGACUGUACGAUGUUAUUGAAUUAACUCAGUUGAUUAUCCCGUCAAAACAAGUUUUACGUUUUGCUACGCCCAUUGAAGUUUCUACUAAUUUACAUAAUAAAUUUCAAGACGAAUUAAAAGCUUUGCAUAUUGCUCAAUUGAAAUUGAAAUCGUUAAAUUCAGGACACCAUCACCACCAUCAUCAUCAAAAUCAUCAUGCCAACGAAGGUACUAAUAUUCAACUAAACAACAAGGACGAGAGUAAGGAAGAGAAAAAUUUGAACAUUAAGAUUUUAAAUGCAGAGUUUCAGUUUGAUAGAAAAAAAUUAACGUUUUAUUAUAUUUGUGAAGAACGUAAUGACUUUAGAGAAUUAAUCAAAGAGUUGUUUAAAUUCUAUAAGACUAGGAUUUGGUUAUGUGCAUUGCCUAAUAAUUUAGAAAUUGAUUCUAAAUACUAUGAUAACCAACAUUUUGAAUUGGCUAUGUACAAUGAGAUGAUGACUCAUAAUGAUUUACAACGUGGAACAAGUAUGAAUGAUUUUGUUGUCGUUGCACCAUCUUUAGAUAAGAUUAAAUUGGAUGAUUUCCAAAUUGGAGUCUAUAAAGAGUUGGUUGAAAAACUAUUUAUGUGA
Messenger RNA from Saccharomycodes ludwigii, 2676 nucleotides. Its product is annotated as PSP1 family protein. The coding region runs from base 1 to 2676 and encodes 891 amino acids. Gene Ontology annotation, cellular component: cytoplasm. The record is from RefSeq and is a predicted model, not a curated record. Lineage: Eukaryota; Fungi; Ascomycota; Saccharomycetes; Saccharomycodales; Saccharomycodaceae. The transcript has a single exon.